Messenger RNA from Nematocida ausubeli, 1407 nucleotides. RefSeq lists its product as uncharacterized. The record is from RefSeq and is a predicted model, not a curated record. The coding region runs from base 1 to 1407 and encodes 468 amino acids. The transcript has a single exon. NCBI's taxonomy places the organism in Eukaryota, Fungi, Microsporidia.
AUGAAGUUUAAGUACAGCGUUUGCAAGAAAAGUCUGGUUAUAACUACAACAGCUAUAGUAGCAAUUGCACUUUCUAAAAUAGAAAUCUAUACAUUAGCAUCUAAAUUACCAUCCACAGAGCCCCUAGAGAAAUGCAUGGCUAUAAGCCAGCAGGAAGACAGGAUAAGUCCCUUGUUAGAGAAGAAAGAAGAAGAAAUAAAUAUAAGCAAAGAAAAGCAGGGCAUACAAGAAAUAGAAAAGCAGACGACUAAGAAAAACAGUAGUAGCAGUGUUGAGGAAGAAAGUUCAGCUGAAAAUAAAGUAUGCAUGAGCUCAUGUGUGUAUGUUACAAUGGCCAAUGAUCGUGAUAAUGCACACAAAUUAGUAAAAGAAUUCAAGAAGAAAUUAGAGGAAAAAAGUGUUUCUACAGAAGAGGUAACUGAAAAACCACAGACUACACAGAGACCAGACAUGCACAUGGCGGAGGCUGUUGGCUUACAGGACCAGGCUCUUUAUUCACUAGAUGAAAGUACGAAUGUGCUUUCUUUAUUGGUUGAAAAAGUGGAUUUAGAGGAAAGCAGUGCAGUAGAAAAUAUGCAUGAUGCUAAUCAAGCCGUGGAUGCAGCGAAGAAAGAAUACCAAGAGGUGCUAGCCAAGCUAUUAGUUACAAAGAGUACCUUAGAUUCGUCUUACAAUAUAUAUGUUGAAAAGGAUAAUGAAGUAGAAAGUAUUUAUUCAAGUCGUAAAAAGACUAUAGAAGCAUUCAGCGAAAAAUCGAAAGAAUUAAAGAAAAUCCGGAAAAAAAUAUUCGAUUAUUAUAGCUCCAACCAUACAGAUACUCCAACUGCCCUAGCAUCAGGAUCUAGCGAUAAAAUAAAAGAAAUCAGGAGAAUAGAAUCAGAUCUAGAAAGGAUAGGAAUAAAAAAGACAGAAGUGUGCAACAAAUACAAUGCCCUGAUUUCUGCAAUACAAGUAGCGAGAAUGACUAUAAAUGACGUAAUAAAAUUGCCUAUGUAUAUCCUAGAGAAUCAUAUAAAAUCUCAGGAAAUAUAUUGUAAUUUAAUAGACCUUGACUUAGAAAGCUAUAUAAAUGUAAAGGACAGAGAAAAGCUGAUUUAUUUAGAAAUAAAAAAACAAGGUUUGGAUUUACAAAAUACAGAGCCAAAUGAGGUUGGAUACAAUCCAAUAGGUGAGCAGCACGAUAAAUACACAAAAUGCAUAGAAGAGAUCAUUUGUGUAUUAAAAGACUUACAAAUUGUCCAAAAAAAUUAUUUAUCCGCUCUAUUUGAAAGAAAAGAGCUUUUUAAAGUAUAUAGUGCUGACAAUUCUGCGCAUAAAAAGCAGGAGAAAUGUGCAUCUACGGCCAAACAUACAUUGAUUGAAGUAAAAAAGAGACUUAAUAGAAUAACUAAAGAAUCUCAGAUUUAG